AUGUCUUCUUCGCAAACUGCUCUUGUUGUUGGUCUUGGUGGUGUCACUAGUGGUGGUAAGACAACAAUGUGUCAGUUUCUUGAAGAUCUAUUUUCUUCAAAUAAAUACAAUCUUAAUAUAAAAUCAUUACAUAUCGAUGAUUAUUUUCGUUCAAAUGAUGAUCCACAUCAUAUACAUCUGGACAAAUUUAAUCAUCAUGAUUGGGAUUGUUUAAAUGCACUUGAUAUAGAUCGAUUUAUUCAAGAUUUUCAAUCUACUCGUUUGAUAUGUGAUAUUUUAUUAAUUGAAGGUUUUCUUAUAUUUAACAUAGUAUCUUCAUCAAAAGAUGAUUAUAGAUAUGAUUUAGCUUAUUAUUUUGAUUUACCAUAUGAAGAAUGUCGCAAACGACGAUACGAACGAAAUUAUGAUCCACCAGAUCCAGAAGGUUACUUUGAAGAACAUGUUUGGGAUGCUUAUAUUAAAGCAAAGAAAGAAGCAUUCGAACAAAAUAAAGAUGUAAGAUUGGAAAUUGUCGAUACAACUAAAACAUCAUUUGAAAAAAUUCAAGAAAAAAUUAUUAAAGAUAUUGAAAUAGCUUUAAAACGGUGUUCAAAGACAUGA
Molecule: messenger RNA, 600 nt
Organism: Rotaria sp. Silwood2
Lineage: Eukaryota; Metazoa; Rotifera; Eurotatoria; Philodinida; Philodinidae
Source: the annotation of a GenBank genome assembly